AUGGAGCCCUUCCCUCCUAUCGAUCAGCCGGAGUUCAAAGAUGCCUUUUUGGGUUCGCAAGUCCAAAUCAAUGAAUUAUCCUCACAGCCGAUGCCGGGCGAAGGACCCCAGAAUCUGAACUCGAAUAUUCGACGUGCCAAUACCAUAGUCCCGGGUGGCAACCUCAAGCGCAACCUAGAGCUGAAGUUCGCACGCGAGCGACCAACAGGGAUAAACGCUAGGAAGAGCCAUGAGAUGUUACGACAGAACAACCUGCAGCGCUCCCAAACACAUCGUGGCACGCUAGAGGCGCUUCCAUCCGGGAGGAAGGCCGGGCACUUCACCGUGAGAAGUGUCGGCCAAAAUGGCAAAAUAUUCCUCAGACCGAUUGCCAAUUCACCCCAGAAAGGACCGCAGCCUGCAUCCUUUUCUCCAGUUGAUACCGCAAAACCCAAUUUCCUUCAGCCGCAGCCUCCUGCACCUGUCCGCGACGAUCCAUCCAGGUGGUCGAGCUCGCAGCUCUCUGAACUAAGUCCGCGCGAACAUCCCGAGGAUACCGAGUCCGUCUUCUCCGAAUGCGCUCCCCACGAACUCUCAACCCAGCACCGCGCCAGACCGAUCUCCUUUUCGACAAUAUCCGAACAGCAAUCGAUCGUCGGGGCUGGAAAGCGCGGAGAGCUGCGAAUUGUGAUCGAUAGAUCGGAAGAUCGCCCCAAGUCUGCGCAUGAGAAUUCAACACCGGACUUGGAGGUCCCCAUCCCUCGCUAUCGGCUCGGGUCGCCACGUUUCAACACCGAUGGUAAUGCCAUGAUACAGAAUUCGGUCUACUCGCGAACCUCAAUGUCGGACCCUUUCAGGAAUUCAACCUUACUCGGAGGGAUGGCAGAUCCACUUCCGGGACUUCACAGUCCAUAUCCUCGAGAUUCUUUCUCGCGAAACCGGCCGUCUUUUGCGAUUUCCAUGUUCUCGGGCACGGCGGCGGUGAUUGAGAUGAACCGAGCUUCGCCGGUUCCAAGGAAUUCCAUGGUCUAUGAAUUGAAGGAGCCGGUCGAGCCAUCUAUAUAUGAAACGUUGGUUUAUGAUAUGGAUGAUGGGUCAGUUGUUCGAUACAUUCCUGGGACGAAAGAUAUCAGCGCGGCCACACCUGCCCGAAUCGUUGCGCAAAUCUCUUCUGAGUCGUUCAUGGAUUAUGAGCUUGUGUCAGACUUCUUCCUUACUUUCCGUUCAUAUCUAUCGACAACACAUCUUUUGGCUCUUCUUCUUGCGCGGUUGAAGUGGGCAAUCAACCGGCCCCAGGACGACGGACGCAUCAUUAGGAUCCGCACAUUUGCAGCUCUGCGACACUGGAUUCUCAAUUACUUUGUUGAUGACUUUGUUACGAAUAACGAACUUCGAACCCACUUCUGCGACACCAUCAACGAAUUAUAUUCCGAUGUCAGGUCUCGCGAGAAUGGCGGCACGAGUGAUCGAAAGAUUCUCAUUGACCUUAAGCGGUGCUGGGAUGGCAAAUGUUCAAUGUAUUGGUCCUCAGCCGACUUGUCUCGCGCAUAUAACGACCCUGAAAUUCCAAUUCUACCUGGAAACGCUCAGAUGGAGCCAUCUCAGGUCACGGAAUUGCAGCAACACAUCUCUCCCUCUGGCAUGACGCCCUAUGCAGACACGACCUUUCGCGAAAGUCUUCCUUUCUCUAUCCAACAUGAUCGCAAUGAUUCUUCUGCAACUGCCCAAAGUAUUCCGUUAUCCGUCAAAAGCGAACAGAGCAUGAUGGCACUAUCAUGUUCAUUGCCACCCAAAUCCCCCAAGCGGUUUUCCAUGUCUGCCUCGAAGGCCAAGGCGCCUCGUCCUGUAUUGUUGGCCCCCACAAAGUCCAAGUCCCCGUCCAGGGCUCACGAACCGCCAAUUCUACCUGCGUCUCCCAUGGCUUCGCGGCAUCCCUACCAAAGCCAUAGUCAUAAAAGAAGUGGAAGUUUCUCGGACUCGGUGCGAGAUGACCGAGUGCCCAUGUUUGCGACGGAGCCAGAAACGGGAUCCGCGCCACAGGAGCUGUUGGAUCCGGUCAGUCUGAUACGCGGAGAGAUGUUUCCUCCUCCAGAAUCAUACAUGACAAUGAUGGCACCAGAAUCUCCUCCCCUUCCCCCUCCAACCAAGAGCACAAACACGGAUCGUCGAAGUACGCCAGAAGUACCCAAGUCCUCAUCUAGCUCGGGUAUGAAAACUAUAAUCGGCUCGAUCAAACGAGCCUUGCACACACGGAACGGUGGACAUAGCGUCUCUGCUCGUAUUGCGAAUGUUAGUGAGGCCAUUUCAUUGCCUUCUCGUGGGAAGACAUCCGCAAUGCCAGUUGGAAUGGCUUUUGGCUCUGAAUUCUACCGUGAGAGGAAGAUGGCUGCUGUUCCGAAAUACCCAGCUCGGAUUGAUCUACUCUGUGACGAGGUCCUCAAACAAUAUCGUCGAGCUAUGAAUAAGGACGAAACGAAAGACCAAACUCAACCGGGAGCUGCGGCUAACCCUGAUCAAGUGGCUCUACAUGAGCCUUCACCUCACAAUACUAAUCUUCUACCGAUGCAAACCCCUCAUGCUGAAUCCAAACUCCGGAGUGGUAUCACUAUGGGAAGCGAAUCAAUCAUCAUCGUUGAUGAUACCGGGUUUGAAAUGCCCUUCAUGUCGGGAGCUGCGCCAGAGCCAAUGGCAAAUGGCGAUGAUAUCACCUACCAAAGGUCGGAAUUUGAACUGCCAGAUGACUGUGCCUCGAUGCAAUCGAUACAUGUGGGAGGCGAACAUCUUCGACCACUUUGCUAUAAUGCCGAUGAAUCAGAAGUGGCAGCUGACCCAAACAUAUUCUACCCUCCUCGCCCUUUCACACCACAGAGAUCGUCCUCCGUCGAGCGUGAAUCAACACCUAUAAAGAAGAACAAAACUUCUCUUUCCCUGCGACUACGAAAGUACGCAUCCUUCCAAAGCGGGAUCUCGAGACAGCGGUCUUCGAUGGGCAGCUCGGUAGCUCCAUCCACUGCAAGCUGUCAUAUUUCACAAGAUCAGAACGACAAAAUGUCGGGGCCGGUUCUUCGCAGGCGCCGAGGCGGAAACCUACGUCAAAUGCAAACCGGAGACGCAUCCGAGCCUCCCAUGCGUCGUGACUCGUUCGCAUCCUGGGAUGACUCGAUUAUGGAUGAAACGGGCUCCUCUGAUGGCGAUAUCACAAGACCUCCUUCGGUUUUGAUUCCUCCGAAUCCACGAUACUCGCUCAUUCAGCCGCGCAAUUCCCGGCCACUGAGGCGUUCAUUCGAGUCGGUCAUUGCCAAAUUUGCACAAAUUCCUGAUGAUGAUGAUGGGGGCAUUGAGUCAACGUUAUUGAAGCUGGAGGGCAAAUGGGAUGGGCCUUCAGGUGCUGACCGAGACUCUGUAUCUCCACAGAUAGGAGAAUCUCACAUCCACAACGAAAAGCCCUUGGUUUCGAAGGGGCUCGCAACGGCCAAGCCUGGAUGGGAUGUUCUCUCUCGCAGGCGACAGACAGACAGGUCUGCGUAUUCUACUGUGGGUGGUCGACUGGCGCCGCCUAGACCGUAUUCUGACUCUGUGGCCGAUUCCGAGGAGUCUUAUAACUCCAUUCCGCUCCUUGAAAGAGGACUAACCGAUGAGACCAUGAAAUGGCAGCCCACGAGCCAUACAUUCCAAUAUGACUCGCAAGGUGCUCCGCUCACUCUCAGUUCCACUCGUGGCACUUCUGAACCUGCCUCCUCGCACCCCUCAAUCCAGAUAGUGCACGAAACCGAUAGCAUGCGUCGCAUUCCUCCCGGCUCAUCCAUUCCGGCCUCAGAUCCUCAUGAUGUUGGCCAGGUUACCCCAAAGCGUUUCUCGACACUGUCCUCUGAGAUGUCAGUUGACAUGAUUGAUCCGCGUGAGGCUAUAGCCGCGAGACAGUCGACAGACACUCGCAGCUUUAGUUCUUCAACUGUAGAGAUCUCAGCUCCCCCUCUAGCCCAACCUCCCUCCCCGCCGAUGACCAUUCAACAUCCGGGAUCUUUCACUUCCUAUCCUUCCCCGUUGAAUACAGUCUUGUUCCAGGCCCAGCCUCUUACACCCGACACAUCCCCCCGCCAUAAAGAAGUGGCCAAUUUUGCUUCGCGUCCUAUCAACAUACAGCAAGUCUCGAGCGAUGUCUUAUUCAAUUCGGAAAACAACCAUCAAGAUCACAACUCCAUCACCAGCUUUGUUCCUGACCAUGUCCCAUUCAUCCUGUCUUGUGAAUCACAGGUUCUUGCCCACCAACUUACAUUGGUCGAAAUGGCUGCCCUGAGUGAAGUCGACUGGCGAGAUCUAGUCGAAAUGAAAUGGAGCAGUGCCUGCCCCUUAGUCACGAACUGGGUCCAGUUCCUCACAGACGAGCAACGCAAGGGCAUCGACUUGGUCGUCGGCCGCUUCAAUCUCAUGGUCAAAUGGAUAUUGUCGGAGAUUGUCCUGACCCGUGACAUCCACGAGCGGGCCCGUACAAUCAUCAAGUAUAUCCAUACUGCUGCACAUGCACGCCGCAUCUGCAAUUAUGCCACGAUGCUCCAGAUUGCUAUUGCUCUAUCCUCUUCGGAUUGCUCCCGGCUGCAGGGUACGUGGCAAUUGAUUCCCGCGGAGGAUAAGCGACUAUUCAAGGAUAUGGAGUGCUUGAUUCAACCGGUGCGCAACUUCAAUGACUUGCGUGUCGAAAUGGAAACCGCCAACUUGCAGGAAGGCUGCAUUCCCUUCAUUGGUCUAUACGUUCAUGAUCUCACUUAUAAUGCUCAGAAACCUGCGCAGGUCAGCAACAACAAUGGUGGUCUGCUCGUCAACUUCGAGCGCUAUCGCACAGCAGCACGAAUCGUUAAGAGCCUGCUCCGUCUCAUCGAUGCCAGCACGAAAUACAAGUUCGAGCCCGUGCCAGGCAUUAUUGAACGAUGCUUGUGGAUUGCCUGUCUUCCCGAAGACGAGCUCCAAGCUCGCAGCAAAGCACUUGAAUAA
Penicillium paradoxum is the source of this 4968-nucleotide messenger RNA. Its product is annotated as mitotic regulator LTE1. Bases 1 to 4968 code for a protein of 1655 amino acids. Gene Ontology annotation, molecular function: guanyl-nucleotide exchange factor activity. Gene Ontology annotation, biological process: positive regulation of GTPase activity; Ras protein signal transduction. Gene Ontology annotation, cellular component: plasma membrane. The record is from RefSeq and is a predicted model, not a curated record. The transcript has 3 exons. Lineage: Eukaryota; Fungi; Ascomycota; Eurotiomycetes; Eurotiales; Aspergillaceae.